UGUCUACUUUUGGCCACAAGACUUCAUCUUUGGAGCGGAUGGAGGAGGAGGGCGAUGACGAUGAGGAGGAUGAUGAAUUGGACAUCUUCGGGGGUUAUGACAGCUUCCGGGGCUACAACAGCAGCAUGGGCAGUGACAGCAGCUCCUGUCUGGAUGAGUCUAGUGAUGAUGAGGUGGCAGACCGGGAAGCUGGAGAGCUUCCGACCUCUCCUGUGCACCAGCCGUCCACAGGCCGGCUCACAGAGGACAGCGGCUCCGAGCCAGCUGUGUGCGAGAUGUGUGGCAUUGUGGGCACCAGGGAGGCUUUCUUCUCCAAGACCAAACGUUUCUGCAGUGUCUCCUGCUCCAGAAGCUACUCCUCAAACUCCAAGAAGGCCAGCAUCCUGGCCAGACUGCAAGGGAAGCCACCAACGAAGAAAGCUAAAGUCCUGCACAAGGCAGCCUGGUCGGCCAAGAUUGGGGCCUUCCUCCAUUCGCAGGGAACGGGGCAGCUGGCAGAUGGGACACUGACAGGCCAGGAUGCACUCGUCCUGGGCUUUGACUGGGGAAAGUACCUGCAGGAGCACGGCUUCAAGGCAGCUCCUGUCAGCUGCUUCAAACAUGUGCCACUCUUCGACCAGUGGGAUGAUGUGGUGAAAGGUAUGAAAGUGGAAGUGCUGAACAGUGAUGCCGUGCUCCCCAGCCGUGUGUACUGGAUUGCAUCCGUCAUCCAGACUGUAGGGUACAGGGCCCUUCUGCGAUAUGAGGGCUUUGAGAAUGAUGCUGGCCAUGACUUCUGGUGCAAUUUGGGUACAGUGGAUAUUCACCCCAUUGGCUGGUGUGCCAUCAACAGCAAAAUCCUGGUACCACCACAAACUAUCCAUGCCAAGUACACUGACUGGAGAAGUUACCUCAUGAAAAAACUGGUGGGAGCCAGGACCAUCCCAGUGGAUUUCCACAUCAAGAUGGCGGAGAGCAUGAAGUACCUGUUCCGGCAAGGCAUGCGGGUGGAGGUGGUGGAUAAGAACCAUGUGUCCCGGACGCGCAUGGCAGUGGUGGACACGGUGAUCGGGGGCAGACUGAGACUCCUCUAUGAGGAUGGCGACAGCGAUGAUGACUUCUGGUGCCACAUGUGGAGUCCCCUCAUCCAUCCUGUGGGCUGGUCACGGAGAGUGGGCCACAGCAUGAAGAAGACGGAAGAAAAACGCAGUGACAUGGCAAACCAUCCCACCUUCCGGAAGAUUUACUGUGAUGCUGUCCCCUAUCUGUUUAAGAAGGUACGAGCUGUUUAUGCUGAAGGUGGAUGGUUUGAGGAAGGCAUGAAGCUGGAGGCCAUUGACCCCCUUAAUCUGGGCAACAUUUGUGUGGCCACUGUUUGCAAGGUCCUCUUGGAUGGGUAUCUCAUGAUCAGCAUUGAUGGAGCCACGUCUGCUGAUGGCUCUGACUGGUUCUGCUAUCAUGCCUCCUCACACGCCAUCUUCCCUGUCAACUUCUGUCAGAAGAACAGCAUCGAUCUGACCCCUCCAAAAGGGCAAGAUGCACAGACCUUCAACUGGGAAAAUUACCUGGAAAAGACUAAAUCAAGACCUGUUCCAGCACGGCUCUUCAACACAGACUGCCCAAACCAUGGCUUCAAGGCAGGCAUGAAGGUGGAAGCAGUGGACCUGAUGGAGCCCCGGCUCAUCUGUGUGGCCACAGUGAAGCGUGUAGUCCACCGUCUCCUUAGCAUCCAUUUUGAUGGCUGGGACAACGAGUAUGACCAGUGGGUGGACUGCGAGUCUCCAGAUAUUUAUCCUGUGGGGUGGUGCGAGCUGACAGGCUACCAGCUUCAACCACCUGUUGUUCCAGAGCCCACAACUCCAGUGAAGGCCAAGGAGGUGCCCAAGAAGAAGAAGAAACCCUAUGGAAAGAAGAGUGAGUGAUGUUUGAUUAGUGCCCUCCCGCUCGCUCGCAGGCUGGGCGCAGUUAGAGGAACCCUGUCCAUGUCCCGUCAGAGCAGGAGAGAGAGGCCUUUUGCUGUGGAUGCCCUCAGUUAGCUGUGGGUUUGACAACAGCUUCAUCCUUCUUAACUGCCCCCAUUGCCUAAGAGAGCAGAGAGCUGUGUGUGUGGGAAGGAUCUGUUUUGCAGUCUGUUUUCUGUUGGCCGAGGUAUAGAUGGUGCUUGCUUCCAGGCGUGAGGUUGUGCUGCUUUCCCCACUGUGUCCAUGGUUGGAGGGAGAUGGUUUGCUGCAGCUGGAAGGUAGCUGGAGAGCAACCCUGCCUGCUUUGUGCUGAGGGAAAGAAGGCCUUAAGAUGGCUGAAGAGGCCAGUAGCGGGGCUGGACCAUGUUAUUGUUUCAUCUUGUCGUUGUUGUUGUCAUUGUUGCA
Messenger RNA from Fulmarus glacialis (Northern fulmar), 2345 nucleotides. RefSeq names its product l(3)mbt-like 2 (Drosophila) (gene L3MBTL2). NCBI's taxonomy places the organism in Eukaryota, Metazoa, Chordata, Aves, Procellariiformes, Procellariidae. The coding region runs from base 39 to 1901 and encodes 620 amino acids. The transcript is spliced from 14 exons. Gene Ontology annotation, biological process: regulation of DNA-templated transcription. Gene Ontology annotation, cellular component: nucleus. The record is from RefSeq and is a predicted model, not a curated record. Gene Ontology annotation, molecular function: zinc ion binding.